This is a messenger RNA of Lasiosphaeria miniovina, 760 nucleotides long. RefSeq lists its product as uncharacterized. Lineage: Eukaryota; Fungi; Ascomycota; Sordariomycetes; Sordariales; Lasiosphaeriaceae. Bases 119 to 760 code for a protein of 213 amino acids. The record is from RefSeq and is a predicted model, not a curated record. The transcript is spliced from 7 exons.
GCCUAUUCGUGGGUGUGGCAUUGCUCCCUCUUUUCAUCCGGGGUGUCGAGUCAAACGGCUAUGCAGGCUGGGAACAGCCGGAGACCACCAGAGGAAAAAAUAACGCGCCUGUCACAAAAUGGUUGUGACUGCUGUCGCCUGCGAUAAGUGGGGAGAGUACGGACCUAGCUGCGCUCGGGGGUCGACGACAGGCCAGGUGGGCAAGUCCUCGGCCAUGCGUGUUAAGAGGUUUCCCCUGUUGCCGGGCAUGCAUAUCCACAGAGUAUCGACAUGCGAGCCUCAGUCAGCCACCUCAAAUGCGUCGUUUGAAAGUGCGAGGCGGACAGGGAGGCAACGGCGCAGCUUGUCGAGAUCUAGAUUUGACGAGAUCUGGGAUCAUCUUGGCUCCUCGUUCGCUCUUCCUGGGCCUGCCCGUGUUGUUUCGCGUGGAUAUGCUGAUCAGAUGCACGGAAGCAUCGUGCUAUCGGAUAAUAUUGGUGCUUCUCUUCUGACUUUGGCUCACACUCGUGGAAAAGCUCAUGUUUGGCCGGCAGACAUAGACUCCGUCUCCCCAGUCACGUCAGCGAAGGAGAUUUCAUUCGUAAAAGCUUGCCGUCAAGCCCAAGAAGCCUUCUCCGGCUUGGUUUCAGGGCACUGCAUCCGGAAAGUUAACGACCCCUCACAAAAGGUAUGCGACCCUCCAUUCGACUCACUUUGGACAGAGGGUGGUGACGCGACGGAGCAAAAACGUGAGCUCAAGCUCAGGUUCGGAGCUCAUUAG